Messenger RNA from Penicillium digitatum Pd1, 732 nucleotides. RefSeq names its product sterol desaturase family protein. Gene Ontology annotation, molecular function: iron ion binding; C-4 methylsterol oxidase activity. Gene Ontology annotation, biological process: ergosterol biosynthetic process. Gene Ontology annotation, cellular component: endoplasmic reticulum membrane. Lineage: Eukaryota; Fungi; Ascomycota; Eurotiomycetes; Eurotiales; Aspergillaceae. The record is from RefSeq and is a predicted model, not a curated record.
AUGCAUGAACUGGUCUACUUCGGUCGCUCGCUGCCUUGGAUUUUCAUCGACACAUUCGGCAUGUUCAAGCAAUACAAGAUUCAGGGUAACAAGGUCCCAUCGCUGCGGGAACAGUGGGAUUGCGCCAAAUUCGUGCUCUUGAGCCAUUUCACUGUUGAACUCCCCCAGAUUUGGCUCUUCCAUCCCUUGGCACAAUUCUGUGGACUCUCAACUUCGAUCCCAUUCCCUACCCUCUGGACCAUGGCAUAUCAAAUUGCAAUUUUCUUUGUGAUGGAAGAUACCUGGCAUUACUUCUCCCACCGUGCGCUUCAUUGGGGUCCCCUCUACAAGGCCAUUCACAAAAUUCAUCACCAGUACUCGGCUCCUUUCGGCUUGGCUGCUGAAUAUGCCUCACCAAUUGAAGUGAUGAUCUUGGGCUUCGGAACCAUUGGGUGCCCGAUCGUUUGGUGUGCGAUGACAGGUGAACUGCACAUUCUGACCAUGUACAUCUGGAUCGUCUUGCGCUUGUUCCAGGCCAUUGAUGCUCACAGUGGUUAUGAAUUCCCAUGGAGUCUGCAUCAUUUCCUUCCCUUCUGGGCUGGUGCCGAUCACCACGAUCUCCACCAUGAGAAGUUCAUCGGCAACUAUGCCAGCAGCUUCCGGUGGUGGGAUUAUUGUCUUGACACUGAUUACACUCCAGAGGCGCUGAAGCGCCGAAGGGAAAACAAAGCCACUGUUUCGAAGGCCCAAUAA